This is a messenger RNA of Ipomoea triloba (trilobed morning glory), 1539 nucleotides long. RefSeq lists its product as uncharacterized. The transcript has a single exon. Lineage: Eukaryota; Viridiplantae; Streptophyta; Magnoliopsida; Solanales; Convolvulaceae. The coding region runs from base 1 to 1539 and encodes 512 amino acids. The record is from RefSeq and is a predicted model, not a curated record.
AUGGUUCAGGCUGCUAGUGCGAAGUUGUGGUGGAACUUUUGCACCGAGCACACUCUGUGGUCAGAUUUUAUGCGGGCGAAGUAUUGCAGUCGGGUUCACCCGGUUGCUAAGCUGGUUCAGAACACUGACUCACACACUUGGAAGCGAAUGCUGAGCGUGCGGGACGAGGUUGAGCGGGUUCUGACCUGGCGGUUGUUCCAGGGCCGGGUUAAUUUCUGGUGGGACAACUGGUCGGGUUUGGGCCCUCUCGGCAGACUCUAUCCAUUCCGGGGGGUUUCUUACUCCCGAGACUUGCUCCUGGACUAUAUUCAUGAUGGUGUGCUCGACCUGGCAGAGCACGUGGACUUAAUAGCUGGCGGGGUCACUGCGGACCUAUCCCGUUUAGGACAGGGGCCGCGGGAUAUCCCGGUCUGGACGCCUGCUUCUGACAGUAUGUUUUCAUUUUCCCCUAUAAAAUCUUUGCUUAAGCCUGCUUUGACGGCUGUCCCGGAUCCCCUACUUGCUAAGUGCUGGCAUAAACACCUGCCGUUUAAGGUGUCUUUUCUAGCUUGGAGGGUGUUCCGGGGUCGGCUGCCCACGGACGAUGUCCUGUCUCGUUUCGGCCAUGUGGUUGUUUCGAGAUGUUGGUGUUGUCCGACACCUGCUUCUGAUUCUAUUAUGCAUAUCUUUUAUUCUGGGAAUACAGCAAAAGCCGUUUGGAGUUAUGUGUUAGCAUCCCUUGGCCUACAAUCGCGUCACCGGUGUUUAAGGACUUUGGUGGGCGGCUGGGGGCAAGGUGGGGCGCGUAAUCCUUUAUUUUCCUUUGUUAUAAGCAGGUUGCCAAACUUGGUUUUGUGGGAGUUGUGGAAACACCGUAAUGGGUGUAUGCAUGGGCGUGAUUCCCCGAGCGUUGCUCGCGUGAUGUUCGGGGUUGCCAGAGGCGUUGCAGAGUGCUUGUUCAGAAAGCGGCCCACGACGCAUAUUCUACCUCCUAAUUGGAGGACCAUUGUUGCUUACUUGGAGGCGCAUGUGCCUCGACGGGUGGUUAGGGCUGUCAGGUGGUCCCCUCCGGCUGCGGGGACUCUGAAGAUUAACCUUGCACUCUCUGCAGCUGUAGGGGGGGCUGCUGCCUUUGUUCGUAAUCAGGGGGGCAGUCUUUGCUAUGGGGUGGCGUGGUCUGGGUCUGGGGAUGUAAUCCGGGGGUUGUUUCGGGUUUUGUUCUCUGGCUUGGAGUGGUGCCUGGCGGGGGGUUAUAGGGAUAUUCUUGUGGAGUCCUCAGUGGUUGAGAUGGGAGGGUACUUUGAUAGGACUAUGACUGCGCCGUGGGUUCUGGAUGAUGUUGUAUCCAGGCUCCGGUUCCUGUGUUCCUGCGGGUCUGUUUCCUUUGUGUUGUGCCCGCCGCGGGCCAAUAUGCCAACCUCGACCCUUGCUGAUUGGGUAGUUGAUAAGCCAGGGGAGUUCACCUUUCUUUCUCUUAUGGAGCUACCACCGAGGGUGUGGGCGCUGUUGAUUCAUGAUGAUCUACCUUAUGUGUUCUUUGAGGUUGAAGAUCCCCAUUAG